CUCCUUCAAACGGCUGAACGGAAGGGAACUCGAGCGCGAGCCGUGACUGAGAUCUCACACGGCGAAAUAACAUGAACUGCACAUCGACUUCGAUCGUGUCUGCGAAAAUGAACAGCAGAUAAAGCAUCAGUACAAGCUGCAUCCUGAUGCCACUUCAGCACCUGGAGGAAAAGAUGUCACCUGAAGAUCUCAAGAACUAGCUGGGAACUUUGCAGACCUUCCUAAAACCCUUGUAGCUGACUGUAGAACUGGUUUAGACAGUCUUUUUUGUAUCAUCCAACCCAUCUGCCCUUUAAAACAAUGGCGUCCUACAGCCCUGCACCCACGGAGGAGCAGUCCUCAGAGGUGUCAAAUGGAGACCUGAAGGCAAGCAGCUUGCAGGAGUCCAUGAAACUGAAAAAAGAAAUAUCUUUGCUCAAUGGCGUAUGUCUCAUUGUGGGAAACAUGAUCGGCUCCGGGAUCUUCGUCUCACCCAAAGGCGUACUGAUGUACAGUGGCUCCUAUGGGUUGUCUUUGGUAGUGUGGACAGUUGGUGGGAUCUUCUCGGUGUUUGGGGCGCUCUGUUAUGCUGAGCUCGGGACCACUAUCACCAAGUCGGGUGCCAGCUACGCCUAUAUCCUGGAGGCCUUUGGAGGCUUUUUGGCUUUCAUCCGUCUAUGGACUUCUCUUCUGAUCAUCGAGCCCACCAGUCAGGCUGUGAUAGCCAUCACCUUCUCCAACUACAUGGUGCAGCCCAUCUUCCCCACGUGUAUAGCACCCUACGUGGCCAAUCGUCUGCUGGCUGCAGCCUGCAUAUGCUUGCUGACCUUUGUAAACUGUGCUUAUGUGAAGUAUGGAACACGCGUUCAGGACUUCUUCACUUACGCAAAGGUCAUCGCCCUCAUCGCUGUCAUCAUCACUGGCCUGGUCAAGAUAUUUCAGGGUUACACACAGAAUUUUGAAGGGCUCUUCUCAGGUUCAUCUCAUGAUCCAGGUGAUGUGGCUCUGGCGUUGUAUUCUGCUCUCUUCUCCUACUCUGGAUGGGACACGCUCAACUUUGUCACCGAGGAGAUCAAAAACCCUGAAAGAAAUCUCCCGCUGGCCAUUGCUAUCUCCAUGCCCAUUGUCACAGUGAUCUACAUUCUUACCAAUUUGGCUUACUACACAGUCCUGCCUAUUCCUGCCAUCCUAGACAGUGACGCCGUGGCUGUGACAUUUGCAGACCAGGUAUUUGGGUUUUUUAACUGGACAAUUCCAGUCGCUGUUGCCUUCUCCUGCUUUGGAGGAUUGAACGCUUCAAUAGUUGCUGCAUCAAGGUUGUUUUUCGUGGGCUCCAGAGAGGGCCACCUGCCAGACUACCUGUGCAUGAUUCACGUCGUACGCUUCACCCCCAUCCCUGCCCUACUCUUCAAUGGUGCCAUGGCUCUUGUGUACCUGUGUGUAGAAGAUGUCUUUAAACUGAUCAAUUACUACAGCUUCAGCUACUGGUUCUUUGUGGGUCUGUCUAUCCUGGGACAGUUGUACCUGCGAUGGAAACAACCAGACAGACCAAGACCACUAAAGCUCAGCCUGUUCUUCCCAAUUAUAUUCUGCCUCUGCACAGUAUUUCUUGUGGUGGUGCCUUUAUAUAGCGACACGAUCAACUCAUUAAUCGGCAUUGCCAUUGCUUUAUCGGGAGUCCCCGUCUACUUCUUGUGCUGCCAUCUACCUGCCACACGUAGGCCUAUGUGGAUCAGGAAGUUUAUCGCAUCUUCAGGUAUCCUCAUUCAGAAAGUGUGCUACUGUGUUCUUACUGAGAUGGACAAAGAAGAUGAAAAGGCAGAGUAGAAGUGGACGAUGCACUGACAAGAAAACUGGAAUAUCUCUGGACAUGCAUCACACAAGCUGCUGAUUUCACACUGGUUUACACAGAUAUCAUUUUAGAUGAUGUCAAGUGAAAACUCCCCCCCAAUCAAAGCAAGUCCUUUGUAUUUAUUAGAGAUAUUUAUGCUGGUUUGAUGGGGAACAGUAAACCAACUCAAACUCGAGUAUGAAGAAACUACCUUUGGACUCUUAAGGGAUGAUGUGGGGCUUGGUAAGAUGAUGAAAUUAUAGCACUGAUAACGGAGGAAUUAUUUAGAGACAUUUGUACCAUUGCUUUGAAACAGCUAUAAACUUGAACUAAAACUGAACAUAAAUUUAGAUACGUGUACACUGAAAGUCUAGUAAAACACCUUGUUGUGCGUUGAAGGAAGGAAUUGCCACUACAAUAUCUUUAUCUUUACAGGUUUGUAUCUGAAUAUUGAAAACAGUAUUUUCCAUAUUUUCUUUUCUUUUCCAAAGACUGAAAUGACAAAGGCAGUGUUAUUGUGGAUUUGUGAUAAAUAACAAAAUAUAUAAUAAAAUAAAAAAAUUAACUAAAUAGCGAAAAGGGUCCAUUGUGUAUUGUCAAUUACAUACUUAUGUAUGAAGCAUUACCUACACAUAAGUUACUCUCAAAACAAGCAGCUUUCGCUUGGUCAACACCGCGAACGACCAACCUACAACUGCAGUCAAGCCAGCCGCCACUCCGAAAUGUAGUCUGUGGUAACAGGGACUUUCCUUUUUAGGGCUAUCUGAAAUGCUAAGUAAAACACCCUUUAUAUGAGAUUUUGGAGGGCUUAUAUUUAUUUAUUUAUUUUUAAUUUAACAAGGUACAUUGAAAGCAUUCAGUGACAGAAGCACCUUCAAAGGCAUUCAUUUUUCACUUUUUCUACCCGCAACAAAUAAACAAACAAACAAAAAAUAAUUCUUCUUCUAGCUAUUAUUGUUGCAAAUGUCAAGGCAUUUUCCUUAUCUUUAGUUAUGUGAAUGUCGUCACCUGUAACUCCAAACAAAGCCAUUAUUGGGUUAGGCUGAAUUCUUAAAUUAAAUGCCGAGUUUAAAAUUUCAAAUAUUGAAAACCAAAAUUGUCUCAGUUUAGUACAUGGCCAGAACAUGUGUGUUAGAUCUGCCUUAGGUGCAUUACAACGAUCACAUGUUUGAUCUAUAUUUGGGUAUAGUAGUUUUAGUGAUUACGGUAUGAACUUUCAUCUGAAUCAGACUGAGUCAUGCACAAGAUGAAGUCCUAUUUAUUCUUUCAACAGCUUUAUCCCAAAUGUCUUCGGAUAUGUAAAUUCCCAACUCUCCCAUCCAUUCUGUUUUGAUCUUCUCUAUUGAUAUAUUUUGGAAUGUCAUAAUUAAGUUAUUUUGGAAAUGAGGCCAUUGAGGUGUGUAGGGGUCUUAAGAACUAAGUCCAAUCCUGAUUCAAAGGGCAUUUGAGGAAACACAGAGCAAUGGGCCUGAAUAAAGUAUCGAACCUGGAGGUAACGAAAAAAAAUCUGACUUUUGAAGAUUACAUUUUUUAAUCAGAUCAUUGUAAUUAGCAAAAAUAUUAUCAAGGUCAAGGGCAUUUAUUUUGUAAUUCCACAUGAGUUAUUUUGUUAAUUAUCUUAAUAUAUAUUACCCUUACUCUUUCUCUGUUCUUGUUUGUAUGUAUAACUUAAGCACUAAAAAUAAAUAAAUAAAAUAUAAAUAAAAAUGGCUGAGUGAAUGCACGCAAAGACCGGCGGAAGACCGCCGUAAUGCACAGUAUAUGCGCGCAUAGUAACAGCGCGGCGGUUAGAUUGACCGCAGUACACAGAGAGAUCUUGAUAUUUGCGCGACGCUUUGGUGCCACGGCCCAUGGGACGCGUGCCCCAUAACGGAUUAAACUGUUAAAAUAUGAAAAUAAUAUAUAUAUAUAGAUAUAGAUAUAGGUGGAAAAUGGGUAAAUAAAUAUAGAUUGGCAUUUUUUUUUUCAAACAGUAAAAAAUAUUGAGACAGGUGUGACGCUCUUUUACAGAUUAAAAGAAAGGAAUAAAAUGUACUGUAAUAAGUGUAUAAUUGCACUGUCUGUUUACUCAUUUGCGUCAAUCGGAGUGAGAGAAAGAGAGAAGCAGUGAGAGAUGUUGAGACAGGUGAAAAGCGUUUCGUUAAUAGUGAAUAUUGACUUAUUGUGCGUGCCGUUGUUGCUCCCGCUGUUAGCAGGAGAUAAUAGCUGCAUUUGGGGUAAAAAAGACAGAAUUCUGCAUUGUGCCAAGAAGGUUGUCUGUUCGUUCACACAGGCACGAACUGAUUGACAGCUGCCUUUAGCGGAGCCUUCACCGAUUACCUCCAUUAAUCAAAGCAUUCUGUGAGUGACGUCACCUCCCAAUACAAACACGCCCCCUAGUAUAGCCCCGCCCCCUCACAAUGAUUGACAGCUUUCCGUGUAGACAUCGGAAAUUCAAAUGCAAAAGGAAUUGUGAUUUCAUUUGAGUUUUGGCAGGUUACAUGUGCGACGCAGAGAAAGUGAAAAAGCAAAUGUGGUAAUUAAUAUUGCUAUGUAAAUAUGACAGGCUCAUAACUCAUAAGACAUGGGAAAUACGGUAGCAAAUGGACUUAGUUUUUUCAUUUAAAAUGUG
Onychostoma macrolepis is the source of this 4421-nucleotide messenger RNA. It is a transcript of the gene slc7a7, whose product is annotated as solute carrier family 7 member 7. Gene Ontology annotation, cellular component: membrane. Lineage: Eukaryota; Metazoa; Chordata; Actinopteri; Cypriniformes; Cyprinidae. The transcript has 10 exons. Gene Ontology annotation, biological process: amino acid transmembrane transport. The record is from RefSeq and is a predicted model, not a curated record. Gene Ontology annotation, molecular function: L-amino acid transmembrane transporter activity; basic amino acid transmembrane transporter activity. Bases 301 to 1806 code for a protein of 501 amino acids.